CUAUACUUGUUUUGUUUAUUCAAUACUCUCUUCUCUUUUGAGAGGCGUCCUACUUGCAUGGAAGCACAGAAUCUAACAGCUGUCUCAGAGUUCCUUCUCCUGGGCCUCUCAGAUGAUCCAGAACUGGAGCCCAUUCUCUUUGGGCUCUUCCUGUCCAUGUACCUGGUCACUGUGCUUGGGAACCUGCUCAUCAUCCUGGUUGUCAGAUCUGACUCCCAGCUCCACACACCCAUGUACUUCUUCCUCUCCAACCUGUCCUUGGCUGAUAUUGGUUUCAGCACCACGACAAUCCCCAAGAUGCUGGUGAACAUUCAAACACACAGCAAGUCUAUCACCUAUGCAGGCUGCCUAACUCAGGUGUUCUUUUUUUUCCUGUUUGCAUGUUUGGACAGUCUGAUCCUGGCUGUGAUAGCCUAUGACCGGUUUGUGGCCAUUUGUCACCCCCUGAACUAUUCAGUCAUCAUGAACCCAAGGCUCUGUGGCUUGUUGGUCCUGAUGUCAUUUUUUGGCAGCCUUUUAGACUCUCAGAUUCAUUGUUUGAUGGUGUCCCUACUUACCUUCUGCCCAAAAGUGGAAAUUCAUCAUUUCUUUUGUGAUGCACCUCAACUCUUCCACCUUGCCUGCUCUGAUACCUCCAUCCACAGCAUACUUAUGUAUUUUAUAGGUGCCAUCCUUGGUGGUCUUCCCCUCUUUUGGAUCCUUUGUUCUUAUACACGAAUUGUUUCCUCCAUUCUGAGAAUUCCAUCCAUAGGUGGGAAGUACAAAGCCUUUUCUACCUGUAGCUCCCACCUGUUGGUUGUUUGCUUGUUUUAUGGAACAGCCAUUGGAGUGUACUUCAGUUCAUCCAUCUCCUCCUCCCUCAGGAAGGGUGCAGUGGCCUCUGUGAUGUACACUGUGGUCACUCCUAUGUUGAACCCCUUCAUCUACAGCCUGAGGAACAAGGACAUCAAGAGGGCAGUGCAGGGGAUGAUCAACAGAAGAGUCAAAUAUCAACAUUUGUGUUAA
This is a messenger RNA of Neogale vison (American mink), 1005 nucleotides long. RefSeq names its product olfactory receptor 7E24-like. Gene Ontology annotation, cellular component: membrane. The transcript has a single exon. The record is from RefSeq and is a predicted model, not a curated record. Gene Ontology annotation, biological process: G protein-coupled receptor signaling pathway. The coding region runs from base 58 to 1005 and encodes 315 amino acids. NCBI's taxonomy places the organism in Eukaryota, Metazoa, Chordata, Mammalia, Carnivora, Mustelidae. Gene Ontology annotation, molecular function: olfactory receptor activity; G protein-coupled receptor activity.